Messenger RNA from Colletotrichum phormii, 958 nucleotides. RefSeq lists its product as uncharacterized. Lineage: Eukaryota; Fungi; Ascomycota; Sordariomycetes; Glomerellales; Glomerellaceae. Bases 110 to 958 code for a protein of 282 amino acids. The record is from RefSeq and is a predicted model, not a curated record. Gene Ontology annotation, molecular function: oxidoreductase activity, acting on the CH-OH group of donors, NAD or NADP as acceptor; NADP binding. The transcript is spliced from 4 exons.
GCCAAGUGGAAUGGCUGCACAAGAGUCUUUCGGCUGGGUACUGCUUCCCCCUGCUGCUCACCGCACUCCCUUGCUCACUCACAUGUAACUCUAGUUUGGCCUGGGGUCAAUGGGGAUAGGCAUGGCCUUGAAUCUUCAGAAGCAUCUUGCAUCGAAGGGUCUGCCACCUCUUCGUUACAGCAAUCGGACACUCUCUCGAGGGGAGACUCUUCGAGAAGCUGGAGGUCUUCCUGAACGAGAUUUCGAGACUUUGCUCCUGAAGUCAUCCGUAAUCUUCACAAUGAUCUCAAAUAAUGAGGUUCUGGACAGCCUUGUAUCGAAAUUUCUCGACACUUGGAACAGCGCCUUACUCGAAGGCAAGAUCUGGGUUGAUACAUCAACCGUCCAUCCAGAUACGGCGGCAAAGUGCUCCGAACGCCUUGCUAAAGUAGGCGCCACGUUUGUUGCGUCCCCUGUCUUCGGGGCUAGUCCUAUGGCGGCCGCUGGUCAACUCAUCUUUGCCAUGGCCGGCCCCUCCGCUGCUAUUGAAAAGCUGAGGCCCUUCGUAGUCAAUGUUAUGGGCAAGAUCAUAAUAGAUAUGGGAGAAGACGUCCGCAAAUCAAGCUUGCUCAAGAUAUCAGGAAACAUCUUUGUCAUUGGCUUCCAGGAGCUGACCGCCGAGGCGCAAGUCUUUGCCGAGAAAACCGGGCUCGGUACCCGCCAGAUGGAGCAGUUCAUCAGGGACAUAUACGGUCCCGUUAUCGAGAGCUACUCGAAGCGGAUGACAACGGGCGCAUACGCGCCACCCCUGGGAACGCCCCCCGGCUUCGCGGUGUCCCUGGCGGCCAAGGAUGCCGGACACGCGGUGAGGAUCGCCGAGGAGCAUGGGGAAUCAUUGGAUAGUUCGUCAAUCUACGGUGCAGCUCGGCUCGAAGCUUCAUUGCCUUUUUGGAACGAGAAUAGUAGACAGUCUAACUAG